AUGGAUUUCGCGGGAUACCGCUGUUUUGUUCCGGGUGGUAACACGGAUUUGAAGGAACUUCCUGGGGGGUCUUACGAAAGAGUCGCAGCCCUCACACAAUCUUAUCGUCAACGUUUGGCGCAAGCCGGUUCUAGUGUAGUUAUCGAUCACCCUUUGAAGCGAGAGGAGCGCGUGAAUUUGUUUCUCACCGAAGAGGCUGAACAACGCUAUAGUAUUGAAAGGGGGGAACAGAAUGAUGCAUGGACGAUUUCGAGGCGAUGGUCUAAGCAAUCCUCUCUCUUCGGCAGAGAGCUACACGCCAUUAAAGAGGCGAGACAGAAGAAAGAGCAACUCAUGAAACAACGAGCCCUCCUUGAAGAACAAAUUUACCGUGAGCAAUUUCUGUACUUUUGGCGAAAACAAAAACAACAACAUCAUCAUAAACGGUAUAGCUAUCCCAGUGAUGUCGUUAAACUUAUUUCAUAUGCGUACAAGCACAACGUACUGCCGUUUGCGACUGAUCCUAUCGAGUGUUGGGAAAGAGGUAUUCUUGUCCCACCCGAAUUACAGCAAGCUGUGGAGGUAUCCGAUGAUCGGGGAACUAUUCUGCUGCCACCGCUUCACGAGUUAUCCAUGAGCCUCCGAGAGGCUUAUAAUAAACAUCGUGCGCAAGAACGCGGCGUUGCACUUGCCAAAAAAAUUGCUAUGCUUGAGAAGUGA
Messenger RNA from Trypanosoma grayi, 699 nucleotides. RefSeq lists its product as hypothetical. The transcript has a single exon. Bases 1 to 699 code for a protein of 232 amino acids. The record is from RefSeq and is a predicted model, not a curated record. Lineage: Eukaryota; Euglenozoa; Kinetoplastea; Trypanosomatida; Trypanosomatidae.